UCUCGCUCCCAAGACAGACGACGUGCGAUGGAGUGGAUGACCUUGGAAACAAGACAACCUUGAAAAGAGGGAUUGAUUCUAUUCUUCUUAAAGGAUUAUUGGGAGUCAGCUGGGGCGGAAACGCCGUGUGAGGAAGCCCGGGUGGGAUACAGUUACUUCAACAACGAGAACAUGGCCACGUCCCAACAGAAGCGGUGCUCCAGUUACAAGAGCCCUAUGACAGUGUUCUGUAAUCCUUCAUAUUACUGGGUAGACAUGCUUGCUGAAGGUUGUGAAGUCAUUUGCCUGUGCUCUGCAAAGUCAAUACAAGGGGAGCAGAAGUCAGCAGCUGCAAGUCCAUCACCAAGGGAGGAGACUGACAUCAACCCUCUUCCCCUAGGCUGGAGCUGCUACCUCUCACCCCAGGGACAAAAAUAUUACGUCAAUGGUUGUAGCAAAGAAACAACGUGGGACCAUCCUGCCACGAUCGUCGGGUCCCCGCAGCGACCGUCAGUUUGUCAGAGCUCCUUGCGACACGCCAACAGAUGUCCCACCAGUAAGAUGGCCAUGCAUCCUACAGAGUCUUCUGGCGUUGCUCUCCGGAAAGCCGCUGCGGGAAGACAGGUUUUCCCAGUACAGAGGAGGAGGAGAGGGGAGAUGAUGGAGGCCAGCUUUGACACCGAGGAGAGCUUUGACGAUCCCUCCUGUCUUGCCCCACAGCCCCCCGGCUCCGUCUCACCCGCCAAGAGGCAGAUCAAGGAGGUCAAGGAAACCAAGAUAACUAUCAACUGUGUCACUUUUCCCCUACCCGGAGAAGGCCCGGAGCAGCAGCUGCUCAAGCCCGAGGAAUGGAGCUACUGCGACUACUUCUGGGCUGACAAGAAAGACCCCCAGGGGGCCACCUCUGUGGCCGGUUUCGAGGUCCUGCUGCAGAAGCAACUGAAAGGCAAACAGAUGCAGAAAGAGAUGGCGGAGUUCAUCCACGAGAGGAUAAAGAUCGAAGAGGAGUAUGCCAAGAACCUGUCUAAGCUGUCGCUGAGCCCGCUGGCCUCGCAGGAGGAGGGGACUCUAGGAGAAGCUUGGGUGCAGCUGAAGAAGAGUCUUCAUGACGAGGCUGAAGUCCAUUUAAAGUUCUCCAACAAGCUCCACAGUGAGGUGGAGAAGCCCUUGCUGACCUUCAGGGCCGACAACUUCAAGAAGGACCUGAAAAAGUACGACCAUCACAUCGCAGACCUCAGGAAGCAGCUAGCUAGUCGCUAUGCGAGUGUGGAGAAGGCCCGCAAGGCACUGGCAGAUAGGCAGAAGGAUCUGGAGGUAAAGACCCAACAACUGGAGAUCAAACUCAGCAACAAGACAGAGGAGGAUAUAAAGAAGGCACGGCGGAAAUCCACACAAGCAGGAGAUGACCUGAUGCGCUGUGUGGAUCUGUAUAACCAAACCCAGUCCAAGUGGUUUGAGGAAAUGGUCACUACGAGCAUGGAGCUGGAGAAACUGGAAGUUGACCGUAUUGAGUGGAUUCAACAGCAUCUUCGCCAGUACACAACCCUGAGGCACGAAACUGACAUGUUCAACCAAAGUAUGGUGGAGCCAGUGGACCAGCUGCUCCAGAGUGUGGACCCAGCAAAAGACCGAGAGCUGUGGGUCAAAGAGCACAAGACGGGUGAAGUGCGGCCCGUGGACAUGGACAUAUAGAGCGCACCCCCCUGGGAGUCAGC
Molecule: messenger RNA, 1694 nt
Organism: Lampris incognitus (smalleye Pacific opah)
Lineage: Eukaryota; Metazoa; Chordata; Actinopteri; Lampriformes; Lampridae
Gene: gas7a
Product: growth arrest-specific 7a
Exons: 14
Coding region: 172-1671 (499 amino acids)
Biological process (GO): neuron projection morphogenesis; actin filament polymerization
Cellular component (GO): cytoplasm; actin filament; plasma membrane
Molecular function (GO): actin filament binding
Source: RefSeq, a predicted model, not a curated record